Messenger RNA from Momordica charantia (bitter melon), 1070 nucleotides. RefSeq lists its product as uncharacterized. Lineage: Eukaryota; Viridiplantae; Streptophyta; Magnoliopsida; Cucurbitales; Cucurbitaceae. The record is from RefSeq and is a predicted model, not a curated record.
UUUUAACAUUUACUCCCCUAAAACAAAAUGAUCUGGAUUCCGUUUCUGUUCGUACACUCUCCUCCCAAACGCAAUUGGGAUUCGAUUUCCGACGCUGCUCCGGCGGAGAGAAAAUGAUGGGGCCGCCCGCCUUCAUUAUCCCUUUCUCAAACCUUCCGAUCUUCUUCUAAAUGUAUGAUCAACAAGCUUCUCGAGAGAUGUCCUGGCUCUAGCAUCUUGAAACAACUCUUCUGUCAGGAUGUGGAAGUUGGCCUCAAACGCCAUUGCUGGCAUUCGAUUGAGGAAAAACUCAGUUGUAUCUAAGCAAGUCUUCUGGGAAUGCUCGGAUGACGAGGUUUGCUCGGAAGCAAGUAGAGAUGAAGGACUGGAAUGCCCUAUAUGCUGGGAAUCUUUUAACAUUGUGGAGAACAUACCUUAUGUCUUAUGGUGUGGUCACACACUCUGCAAAAACUGUGUAUUAGGCCUUCAAGGGUCUGUGUUGAAAGUAGCAACUCGCCAAAUUCGAGUCCCGAUCUGCAUUUCGUGUCCUUGGUGCCAUCAGCUAUCGCUACGGCUCGUGUACAAGGGGAACCUGAAGUUCCCCAGCAAGAACUUUUUCCUUCUUUGGAUGGUUGAGAGCUUCAACGAUGAUGAGGGAAAACUUGAUCAUUCCUUCAAUGGGGAUAACCAACCAGUUUUCCCUCUGCCAUCCGAUACCGAAACAGUUUCUUCUGAGAGGCUUGACAGUCAUGUUAGUCGCCACGGAAUAGGGAGGCGGCGACGGUGGUUGUUUGUCUAUAAAUAUUUGGAUUGGCUCAUUCAUUUAAUCUCCAAGUUUCUACUGGUUGUGAUAUUUCUUCUGAUAGUUGUUUUUGUAAUCCCAGGAAGUGCUGUCAUCCUGCUGCUCUACCUGCUAAUCACUUUUCUUUUUGCAUUGCCAUCUUUGCUGGUAUUCUACCUUGCACUCCAUGCUUUGGAAAGGCUUAUGAGUGAUAUUACUUCAUGAAAUGUCUUUUAACUUUAUGAUUUUUUUUAUCUUUUUGGUGAAAUUUCAAACAAUCCCAUCUUUUAUCUAUUGGGUUUUGAAACUC